AUCCAUCUACUACUCUACUACUUACUGCUGUAUCUCUCUCUACCACAAUGGUGAGCCACAAACAGCAAAAACACUUAUCCAACUCACAUAGUGCUCAAUCCACACUCAACCCUAGUGGUGAUGGCAAGCACAAUUCCACCUCAUCUACCUCUAGCAAGUCCUUGGAUGCACAUGCACAAGAACUUCGAGUCCGAUAUUCUACUGAAGCAAAGAGUCUUAAAGACAUCUUUUCAUCAUGGGCAGAAGUCGACUUGCUAUACAUUCUUGAGGAAGUUCAAGGCGACUUUGACCUGGCAGUGUCCAGGAUUACUGAAGGCCAUGCCGAACAAUGGGGUGAAGUCAAGUCUUCCAAGAAAAAGGACAAACCUGCUGCAUUCACUGCUCCUGCUUCGGCUUCACACUCUGGUAAAUCGCGCUUCACGACUGACCAAUUUAGUUCUGACGAUCGGUCUACUGCCUUCCAUAGUCGUGGACCUUCAAAACCUACUGGUGACGAUACUGAGGGUCAAAAUUUGAGAGGUAGCUCAGCUUUUCGCGGUGGUCGCGGAGGUGGUCGUGGUGGUCGCGGCGGAAGUCGUGGUGGACGUGGUGGAGGCCGAGGUGGCAGCACUCGUUCAGGUGGCGAUCGGUUUUCAUCGAUGCCAGUCCAAUCAGAAGGUGGAGCUGCUGCCAAUGCCUGGGGCUCAACAGAUGAAAAUGUACGAUCAUUUCCGCCAGAAUCUGCACCCGAAUCUAGUGGGGAAUGUGAUACUGAAACAACCGAAGUCAAUGCAUGGGCUCCGGCUGCAACUGGAAAGACUCGACCUGCGUCAUCACUUGCUUCCACAACUGCUGCAAAACAACAAUCUGCUUCAGCUACAAAGGCACUUGCUUCUACUUCAGCAAAGUCAGUACAAUCAAAGACUUCCUGGGCUCAAUUAGUUCGAGGUCCUGAUCCAGUUGUUGUUCCUGUAUCUAAGCCAGUCGAAUCUCAUGUACCUGCUCCAGUUCCUUCAGAAAAAUUGCCCAGCAAGCAAAAGGCUGCAGCCUUCACAUCCAAAAAAGAUGCUUCUCCUGCAAGAUCUGUCACAGCAACAUCGGCUAUUGCAUCUGUAGUCGCUUCGGCUGCUGUCUCAGUGCACAGUUCUCCUGUUGCAAAGCAAGUAGUCAGUCCUAUGCCAGAACCAAAAGCUACUACUGCCACCGCUGUCAAUACUUUAGAUGCGUGUAGAUCUCCUGCAGCUCCAGUCGAAACUGCUUUGGCUUUAGAACAGUCAGCGCCGACCCAAAUAGCUGAUACGACUACCCAUUCCACUGCUCCACCUCUCGGACUUCGUCAACAACACGCUCCUCGUGCUCAAGCUCCUCGUAAACUCAAACAAGACCAAGCAGUUGUUAUGCCGUCUAAUGCUCAGCUUGGGUCCAUUGGAGUUCAAUUUGGAUCACUUCGUGUUGGCAAUGUUGAACCGGAAUCGGCUUUAGCUACGACCACUACUACUACUUUUGGCACUGCCGGUUUAUCUGGAUCUGAUAAACAACAAUCGCAUUCAUCUCCAAAAUAUCAACACCAAUCUGCUUCUGCCCGUAUUUCCAAUGCCGCAUCACCAACUGCUCCUGUUGCUGCCUCUGUGGCCACUACUGCUCCCACUUCGUUUUCCAGACAUCAUCAACAGCAGUCAGAUGCUGACCAUGCUGUUUCGGCUGCUGGACUACAUCAACAACCACACCAACACGUCAGUGCAGGUGCUCCAGGCCUUCCUGGAAUGAUGGCAUAUGGGUCUUACUUUCCAUCUCAGCAUGCUAAUGCAUUUGGUCAUCCCGGAGCCAUGCCCACUGACUAUAACACUCCAUAUGUAUCUGAUCCUGCUCGUGCUGCAUCAAUGGGUCACUUUGGACACGCUGAUCCAGGAGUCUAUGCACAUGGUAUUGCUACCGCAAAGUAUCAAUCCGAGGCACCUGUUCCAUCUUCUCAAGUAACUCCACAGCAACAGCACUUGGCUAUGCCGCACCAACAAACCACUCUUGCCGGACCUCAGACUACUAUGCCAACCUCACAACCCACCUCACACCAGCAUCAUUUACAGCAGCAGCAGUUAUUGCAGCAGCAACAGGCGCAAAAUGCGUACUAUUUUCAAAACUAUCCUUUCCCUGCUUACUACAUGCAAAAUCAGUAUACAGGUGGAUACCAAAAUCAUAACCCAUUGUAUUCUCAGCCAUAUGCUGGAAAGAAUCAUUAUCCUGGAUAUGUUCAGCCAACUCCAGCUUCUUCUGCUCAAAGUGCUGCUAACGGCGUGCCUGUUCCUGCAAGUGGACAAGCUGGAAAAAAUACUAGCAAUGCUCCAGCUGGUCUUACCGGAGGUCUUUCAGGUGGAGCAGGUCCUACAGCACCCAAUGCUGGUGGUGCUCCAGGAUCUGUAUCUGGGGGCAGCUAUCCUUACCAAUCGGGUCAUCCCAACUAUUACCAAUAUGACGAUCUUUCCGGUGGUCUAAGCAACAUGCAACAAAUGGACUAUGGAAAGGGUGUCAAUGGUUAUGGCACUGCUCCUCCCAAUUUUGGAGGAUUUGCACCCAACUCUCUUGGAUCUGGUGGCAAGUCAAAUGAGUACAAAUCUCAGAAUCGUCAGUCUCGUCAGGGUUACGAUGGCCAAAAAUACUCGCAACAGCAGUCUCAGCAGCAGCAGCAAAAUUCUCCAAAUACUUCAAACCUACCACUUCAAGGCUCAACCUCUGUCAAUGGUAGUCAUGCUCAAUCUGGCGGAAAUAGCGGAAAUCCUCAAGCAUCUCAAAUGCACAAUGCGCCUGCUUACUACAACCAGCAGCAACAAUAUCAAGGUGGUCCUCAUCCGGGCUACCAACCACAUAUGAUGCAUCAUCAGCAACAGCAGCAGUAUGCUGGAACUGGUGGUUAUGGAUCUGGUGGUGCUGGACAACAACGCCAAGGCUAUUGGCCUGGUCAACACUAAUUAUAGUAAUUUUGUCGUUUAUGUUGAAU
Batrachochytrium dendrobatidis JAM81 is the source of this 2971-nucleotide messenger RNA. RefSeq lists its product as uncharacterized. The transcript is spliced from 7 exons. Gene Ontology annotation, molecular function: ubiquitin binding. Bases 48 to 2942 code for a protein of 964 amino acids. The record is from RefSeq and is a predicted model, not a curated record. Gene Ontology annotation, cellular component: cytoplasm; nucleus. NCBI's taxonomy places the organism in Eukaryota, Fungi, Chytridiomycota, Chytridiomycetes, Rhizophydiales.